Molecule: messenger RNA, 4190 nt
Organism: Folsomia candida
Lineage: Eukaryota; Metazoa; Arthropoda; Collembola; Entomobryomorpha; Isotomidae
Product: sorting nexin-29
Exons: 11
Coding region: 689-3439 (916 amino acids)
Molecular function (GO): phosphatidylinositol binding
Source: RefSeq, a predicted model, not a curated record
UUUUUUGUAACGGGUUUUGUGCCAGAUUUGUGUUAAUUUUAAUGUUAAUCACAUUUAAUAACAUUUCAUGGGUUGUAAUGUUAGUUAGUUAAAUAAGUUAAAUGAGUGGAGUGGAAAAUGAGUGGAAAAAGAGGGUGGAUUGGUUGGACUAUUAGUUAAAUAAAUCUGUGACUUAAGUAAUGACGAAGAAUUCAUCCAGUGACUUUUUAACCUUUCGUCAUGAAUUAUUGUUAGUUAGUUAAGUUAUUAAUCUACUUCUUAAAUGAAGAGUUACUUAAUUAAGUAAGACGUAUAUUGUGUUGGAUGUGCUGAUAACACAAAGAAAGCAAACAACAAGCAAGAUAAGCAAGAAAAUGUAUUUUGUACUUACUGUUGAUUCUUGAGUCUGGUAAACUUGAUUGUCAACUAACUCUAUUUUUGAGGGGUCUGUUUAUUACCAGUACUAACUAAAUUAGUACAAAAGAUAAGGUGGUCUUCUGUCCUCAUUGCAUGAAUUGAUCUCGAGAGAAGAAAAAAAUUUAUAAUGGAUCCUGAUUCUCCGCAGUAUUAUUACUAACUCACUUAUGAAAGACAAGCCAAAGACAUAUGUAGCUCCGUCCAAUCGAGAAGAACAGAAGACAAACCGGACUAUUUCAUUUAUUGUGCCAAAGAAAUAAUCAAAAAUAUUUAAGAAUUCUGAAUUUUUACGAUGAAUCCCAUCCCGAAGGAUCAACUCCUCUCCAAGCUGUUGGACGGGGUGAAAGGGUGUCAAAGUCGGUUUGGAUCUAGGACCGAAUUGGCCACGGAGGAUGAAGAAACCGUGCGUAAAUUGUGCAUCGCAUUCGAAGAUGUGUUCCUCCACGGGGCAAAACUUCCAGAAAAGGGGCGCAGCUUGUGGCAAAUGACGGAAAACUUUGUCCAAACCGGACUUCGCCUCCCCACCGAACAUCCCUCGUACUGGCCUUUGAUAAAGUCACAACUUUCAAAACACGACGCCGAGCGAUUCCUUCUCCUGCACAAUGUCCGCACAGAUCAUGGCCGAGCACGGGCCUGGUUACGCUCAUCGUUAAAUGAGCACUCGUUGGAACGCUACAUCUUAAUUAUCCUCUCGCUCGACACGCUGCCCAGUUAUUAUGAAACGUGGGCGUUUCUCCGAGAUCCCGAACUCUCCACGAUUCUACCCCAUACAGCGGCGGGUUUGGGAUCUGUACUAUUCGCUUUAGUCGUUGAUAACCCACUUUUAGAUUGUUGGGUUCGGCCUACAAUAUCCAAAGAAGACGCCGUCGCCAGUCCCGUCGAAGUGGCCGAAGUUGCUGAUCAAUUUCUCGCCGCGUUGAAAAAAGACCAAGCCGCCGCCGCUGACUGCUCCACCACCCCAAACCAAAGACGCCCCAAUCUCUCCCUUGGUAAAAAGAAGAAGAAGCCCCACGUCAACGUCGUCUCGUUCGAUGACGAUGGAAAUAAUGACGCCGCCACAAAAAAGAGCACAACCAGCACCACCCCUUCAAAAACUCACGACGACCGAAACUCCACAAGUCCCCCACAGCACCACAGUUCCAGCACGAGCACAGCUACCACCCCCACGCCUACGCCGACAACCCCAACCCCCCACAAAUUAGUGAACAGCGCCACCUCCCCAGUACAAAUUAUCGCCAGCAGAACGCCUUCCUCCGCUUCGACUUCUUGUGGACUUCAAUCUCAUCAAAACUACCUUGAAGACUCCUCCCUCCCCGAAAUCUCGGUGUAUUCCUCCUCCGUCAAAUCUGCCGAUUGCAUAUCGGUCAACUCCAUCUAUUCCGAUUGUUCGGAACGUGUCGAUCUCGAGAACGUAAUGACCAUGGGGGUUGGUGGUGACCUCAGUUUUGGCAAUAUCUCCCCCUCACAGCGAUUAAAACCUGUCCGAGACCGUGCCGGGACGAGUGGUCGGGAUGACGGAGGAAGUAGCAGCGGUGGUGGUGGUGGUACUGGCGGAACAGGAACCGAUUCCGACCCCAAUAACGACUCCUCCUCCCAAGACUUGAAUUUGAUCCCGGUCCCGAAUUUCGAUCCCGAAACGAGCAGAAGAGUCGCACCCGAGUUACAAAUCGAUUUGGACAUGUCCGCCGCCGCUGCGGAUUUGAGUCCCAGUCCGGGCGCGACAACGCCGAGUUACGCGUCCGAACCCGUCUCGUCGUCGCGAACUCAUCGUCACCACAGUGGAAAAGAUAUGAACAUGACGGCGAGCGAGAUCGAUGCGCGGAUUUCCACCGCGAGCGGCGCGGAUGAAGAACGCAUCAUAAAAUUGAAGGCUAUCUUGGACCGUGAAAUUGAAACCGUUGCCACACUCCAGGCUCAACUGGCUGAUGAAAAGAGGAAGUCGACCGACACCGUGAAAAUUCUGGAGGCUCGGGUCGAAUCUCUGGGAAACGAGAAUGAAAUUCUGAAGCAUCAACUGAAUAAGUAUAUCGGAGCGGUGCAGCUACUCAAAAAGGAACGGACGGGUCAAGGAGGGCGUGCCUUGGGGAGAAGGGGCAGCAGUUUUGAGGAGGAUGAUGAACAUAUUUUAGGAGGAGGAGGAGGUGGACAUAUCAUCAACGAAUCUCCCGCCGCCGCCGACAACGAGGGCGCCGAGUACGAGCGAAAACUCAUCCAAGUCGCAGAAAUGCAUGGCGAACUCAUGGAAUUUAACGCUCAUUUACAAACCUCCCUUCGCAAAAGGGACCUCGUCAUUCGUCGCUUGCGCGAAGAACUCGUCGACUUGCGGGGACCCCUGUCCGCCCCGUUGCUCGGCGGACCUGGCGACGACACCGGUUUCGACGACGGUUCUUGGGACAUCGUUGAUUCUGCCUCGGCGAAUUCGACGGAGGAGAGUUUGGGCGGAAACAGUGGUCUUUUGGGGAUCGGAAGUCCGCUUUCCUCCGCGGGGGGACAAAGGAGACAAAUUCAUCUCACGCAUAAUGAACGCGUCCUCAUCAAUAUCUGGAUCCCGUCGGCUUUUCUCACCGGAGCGAAUACCGAUCUCCACCACGUGUAUCAGGUAUUUAUCCGGAUAAAGGACACCGAGUGGAACGUGUACCGUCGCUACUCACAAUUUUACAGUUUACACCGCGAUUUGAAAAAGCGAGACUCCACCAUCGGCAGCUUUUACUUCCCACCAAAGAAACAUUUAGGCAACAAGGAUGGCAAAUUUGUGGACGAGAGGCGGCGAAAAUUGCAAGAAUACCUUCGUAAAGUGAUUAAUCAUACGCUCCAGUCAAACUCAAUUCUGGCCGCGCAUCCCGAUAAGAACUUGCUCAUCUCGAUAUUUCCAUUUUUUGGAGAGAGCACUUUCAUCCAUCAGAAGAAGAAGGAGCGGAGUCGCGCGUCGAGAAUGUUUUUCCGUCCGUCGUCAAGUUCAACAUCGUCAGCAUCGCAGCAGGUGUACAAUUCUCCGAGUGGGUUCCAAACCCAGUUGCAAUACCCGCAGUACACCGGGUUAUGAUUGUGGCUUUGGAGGUGGCACUUGAUGAAGACGACGGCCCGGAUGACGCUCUAAAUUGAUAUUGCGGAUUGUGAUAUAGCUUAAAUAUUUGGAUCGUAAUUAUCAUGCAGCCAGUACCUCAAAAAAGAAUGUGUAUGUAUGUACGUCACGUGACUAUUUUGAUGUUCCAGAAGUAAUGGGGGGUUAGUAAAUUAACGGUUUUAAAAUUUGGGUAAUUUUUCUGCUUGAGUUGGGUUAAAAUUUCCGGAGAGAAGGUGAAAAAUGUUCAGGCAGAAGUGAUUUCAAGAUCGUGUCCGGAAAUUUUUGGAAAUUUUGAAUCGAGUUAGGAAAAUUUUUAGAAGUUUUUACCCGAUUCAAGAGACAGGGAAAUUGACGGAAAUUUUGAACUGGCUCAAGACAGUGGGAAAUUUUUGUAAAUUUUGACCCGAUUCAAGAAAUAGGGAAGUUUUUAGAAAUUUUGACCCGGAAAGUUACAGAAAUUUUAAAAACGUAGAUUUGCUAACUCCCUAAUUUAUGCAUCCUUACUUAAAAAUAUUUAAUUAAUUUGGUGUACGUAACAAUUAACAAUGUGCUGCACGUCAAAUUAAUUUUAUUCCUGACUUGUAAAAGAUUUGUAAUAUUAUUUGUGAUCAAUGUAAUGUAUAAAUUUGAGGCAAAAUUGAUUUUUCUGUACAUUUUUGGAACGUAUAAAGAAGCAGAUGAAGAAGAAUAAAUAGUAAACAAAUAAAAAAAAACUUAAAGUUCACAAGGU